AUGGAGAACGAAAAGGUAAGCACACACAGCUCAUACCGUAGCUACGCGCGCCUGAUCGGCCUUCGAAGGCGCCAGCGCAGAGAUGGAGAGGAAGGGGAAAGGGUCGCGCCAGGCUUGGUGAUGCGCACAAACGCGGAUCCUUGUGUGCUAUGUCGCAAGACAUUGGGAUGGUCAGAGCAGAAAGCGAAGAGGCAGAGGCCUGCAAAGAUGGAGGCUCACAUUGAAUUUGCAGGCACGCUCAUCCAUUAUUCAAGAUACCUUGCUGACGCGCUGUCGCGCGCUUUCUCCACUUCACAGGGAGAUCUCGUCGAUCUUUACGUGCCACGCAAGUGCGCCGCCACUGGCAGGCUCAUCGAGGCCAAGGAUCACGCCUCUGUUCAAAUCGCAGUAGGAGAUGUUGACGAGAACGGUCGUCUCAUUCCCGGAAGCUUUACCAACUUUCCCCUCUCUGGCUACGUUCGCCGCUCCGGAGAGAGCGAUGACUCUUUGAACCGCCUGGCUACUCAGGAAGGACGUGAGUGUCACAGCAGUGGUGAUUCCAUGAUGAGCAGAGUCGGGGAGGAUUGUGGUGGCGAAAUAUGGUUAGAGCGCCACUUCGACGCUCUGGGCGAGGACCUGUGAUCAGAGAAUGAUUUGCUCUCGACGCAAAGCUGCACUCGAUGAUGCGGGUCGCUGGUGAAGAGGGCUCAACAGUCACAGUACUCGUGACUGGUACUCCCAAAGAUAGAAAACGCUCCCAGACAGUCUGUGCCCCAGCUGCGAUCCACAGCGGGCACAGGAUUCCGAUCAAUCUUUUGAUCACUCGCAAAGUGGAGCGAAGAAGGAUGUUUGGACCAGAAAAAGAGCUCGUCGGCUCCAUCUGCUCGUAUACCGACACGCUCUUGGCUGUUGCUGCUGCCUUUCUGGCGCGCUUUGGCCGGGCGUGCCGGCAGCGGGUUGCAAUGAGCUGCACGAGCGUCAGUCUGGUUUCACAUGUAUGCGCUCGCAAGGACCAUUCCAGUCGACAAGGGCGUCCAGGCACACGCAUCGCCGCGUCUAAUGCUGUUGCAAUGCAGGCCACUGACACAGUAUGCUGCACUUCUCUUCUGCACGAAGUCCUGCGCAACGUCUACAGCUACCAAAAGUAG
This is a messenger RNA of Ceraceosorus bombacis, 1127 nucleotides long. The record is from the annotation of a GenBank genome assembly. NCBI's taxonomy places the organism in Eukaryota, Fungi, Basidiomycota, Exobasidiomycetes, Ceraceosorales, Ceraceosoraceae.